Messenger RNA from Acanthisitta chloris (rifleman), 325 nucleotides. Its product is annotated as calponin-1. Gene Ontology annotation, molecular function: protein binding. The record is from RefSeq and is a predicted model, not a curated record. Lineage: Eukaryota; Metazoa; Chordata; Aves; Passeriformes; Acanthisittidae. The transcript has 4 exons. The annotation marks the transcript as partial.
ACUCAUCAACAAGCUCCAACCCGGCUCAGUGCCCAAGGUCAACGAACCAGGACAGAACUGGCACAAGCUGGAGAACAUUGGGAACUUCUUGAGAGCCAUCACACGUUACGGGGUGAAACCCCACGACAUCUUCGAGGCCAACGACCUCUUCGAGAACACCAACCACACGCAGGUGCAGUCAACCCUCAUCGCCUUGGCCAGCCAGGCCAAGACCAAAGGGAACAACGUUGCUCUGGGGGUGAAAUACGCCGAGAAGCAGCAGAGACGUUUCCACCCCGAGAAGCUGCGAGAGGGGAGGAACAUCAUCGGCCUCCAGAUGGGCACA